AUGACUCAAACAGCCAUCGAGACUGAGAAUGCCGCUAUAGAUUUGUCUUAUCAUGGUGAUGAUGACGAUGAUGAUGACGUUGCCGAACCAUCUUCUAAAGCCCAAGGUUCAAGUUCAGCCACUAAAAAGGCUAUUGUUAUAGACGAUGAGGGUGUGGCAUCAGCUGCACAAGAAGAAGAAGAAGAAGACGAGGGACAAGUGGGUCCUACUCCUAUUGAAACGUUGAUUGGUAACGGUAUUACCAACAGUGACAUUAAAAAGCUCCAGGAGUCAGGAUUUUACACUGUGGAAUCCAUAGCUUACACUCCGAAAAAACAACUGAUUAUAGUCAGAGGUAUAUCAGAUCAGAAGGCCGAUCGUUUGAUCACCGAGGCCAGUAAGAUUGUCCCAUUGGGAUUCACUACUGCCACAGAGUUUCAUCAUCGGCGGGCCGAGUUGAUCACUCUAACCACGGGAUCCAAACAGUUGGAUACACUUUUAGGUGGAGGCAUUGAGACAGGAGCAAUUACUGAAGUAUUUGGUGAAUUUCGUACUGGUAAAUCACAGUUAUGCCAUACUGCAGCAAUAACAGCACAACUUCCUGUUGACAUGGGAGGAGGAGAGGGUAAAUGUCUUUAUAUCGAUACAGAGGGAACUUUUAGGCCUGUUCGACUGGUUUCCAUCGCUAGACGUUUUGGUUUGGAUGAAAAUGAGGCUCUUGAUAACGUCGCAUAUGCAAGAGCGUAUAACGCGGACCAUCAGAUGCAACUUCUUAAUCAGGCAGCUCAAAUGAUGUCACAAUCGCGUUUCUCGCUUCUUAUUGUUGACUCUAUCAUGGCGUUGUAUAGAACUGAUUAUAGUGGUCGUGCUGAAUUGAGUGCCAGACAAAUGCAUGUCGCAAAGUUUAUGAGAAUGCUUCAAAGAUUGGCUGAUGAGUUUGGUAUCGCUGUUUUGAUUACCAAUCAGGUUGUUGCUCAAGUUGAUGGAGGUGCUAUAUUUAAUCCGGAUCCUAAAAAGCCCAUUGGUGGUAAUAUCGUCGCACAUUCAUCCACUACCCGUCUCUAUUUCAAAAAGGGCAAAGGUCGCAACAGAAUUUGUAAGAUCUAUGAUAGUCCGUGCUUAGCAGAGACUGAAACUGUAUUCGCUAUUGGUGAAGGAGGUAUUAUAGAUCCUACAGAUGAAACCGAGAACAACGAAGAUCAAUGA
This is a messenger RNA of Brettanomyces nanus, 1185 nucleotides long. RefSeq names its product RecA recombinase Rhp51 (gene RHP51). The record is from RefSeq and is a predicted model, not a curated record. Gene Ontology annotation, cellular component: condensed nuclear chromosome. Gene Ontology annotation, biological process: chromosome organization involved in meiotic cell cycle; reciprocal meiotic recombination; DNA recombinase assembly. Bases 1 to 1185 code for a protein of 394 amino acids. Gene Ontology annotation, molecular function: ATP binding; ATP-dependent DNA damage sensor activity; DNA strand exchange activity. NCBI's taxonomy places the organism in Eukaryota, Fungi, Ascomycota, Pichiomycetes, Pichiales, Pichiaceae. The transcript has a single exon.